AAGUGGGUUUUGGUUUGCAAACUUCCACCCACACCGUGCACUUUCUCACGGUAAUUGAGCGCUCUCAGUAGCACUUCAGUCUGAGUUCAUGAAGUCCUUCUGCUUUGUGAACUUAAAUUGUCUUCACAUAUUCCCAAGAGAAAAGUAACUGUCCUGGACUCAUCUUGUCUAUAAACAUUUGUCCUCAGAGAAAGUUUUUACGAGAUUGAUGUAAUUCACUGGACAAUGGAGAACUGCUGUGGUCUGCUGACUUCCCAGAAUAAACCAGUUCCUCUGAAGAGCAUUGAGGUGGAGCUGGAGGUGAAGGAUCAUGUGGCUACAGUGGUCUCCACUCUCCUCUACGAGAACAAGGAGGACAAACCACUAGAGGCUGUUUUUGUCUUUCCUCUGCCUGGAGAUGCUGCUGUCUGUCAUUUCAGUGCUAAGAUUGGACAGACACAGAUUGUAGCUGAGGUGAAGGAGAAAAAGGAGGCUCGUGAGGAUUAUGAUGAUGCACUGAGCUCUGGUCAGCAGGCCUUCCUGUUGGAGGAGAGUGAGCAGAGUCCAGAUAUAUUCUCUAUGAGUGUAGGCUGUCUUCCUCCAGGAGAGAGCGCCUCCAUCAGGCUGGAGUACGUCACUGAGCUGGCUGUGCAGGCUGAUGAUGGACUGAGGUUCUGUCUGCCUGCUGUGCUCAACCCUCGCUACCAACCUCAAGGCAGAGUAGGUAGUAGACAUUGGAAAGUCCUUGUGACCUCUGUCCCAGCCUCUCUGGUGCCCUACAGUCUGUCUUUUUCUGCCCGACUGUCCUCUCCUCGUCCAAUCUCUAAAGUAGAGUCCAGCUGUUCCUUGGAUCCUCUCCAGUACCUCAACACUGAUCAAACCCAGGCCACUAUCAAGUUGGCUGCAGGACACAAGUUUGACAGAGAUGUUGAACUGUUGAUUUAUUACAAAGACUCCCAUCAGCCCACUGCUGUGGUGGAGGCAGGACAGGCCUCUGCCAAGCCUGGAUCUCUGAUGGGUGAUCCAGUGGUGAUGGUGAGCCUGUACCCUGAGUUCCCUCAGUCUGUGAUGUCUUCAGUCGCCUCAUGUGGAGAGUUUGUGUUCUUACUGGAUCGAUCAGGGAGUAUGGAUAUGCAGAUGAGCAGCGCGAAUCAACAGACACGCAUUAGCAGUGCCAGGGAUACUCUGCUGCUUCUGUUGAAGAGCUUACCAAUGGGCUGCUAUUUCAACAUUUACAGUUUUGGAUCCAGCUAUGAACACAUCUUCCCUCAGAGUGUGGAGUACAACCAGAAGACCAUGGAGGAGGCUCUGAAGAAAGUUGAGAAGAUGGAGGCUAAUCUGGGGGGAACAGAGAUACUGGAGCCACUUCAACAUAUUUACAGACAACCCUGUAUUCCCAGUCAGCCGAGACAACUGUUUGUCUUUACUGAUGGAGAGGUGGAGAACACCAAAGAAGUCAUUGAUCUGGUAAAGAAGAAUUCAGGUUCCCACAGGUGUUUCUCUUUUGGGAUUGGGGAAGGGGCCAGCUCUGCUCUUAUCAAUGGCUUGGCCAAGGAGGGAGGAGGUCACGCUCAGUUCAUCACAGGAACUGACAGGAUGCAACCAAAAGUGAUGCAGUCACUGCGAUUUGCUCUACAGCCAACUGUGGAGGACAUCUCAGUCACAUGGGAUUUACCAAAGGGAGUGUCUGUCACUGUCCUCUCUCCACCAAUCACAGCUCUUUUCCAGGGUCAAAGGUCACUGGUUUAUGGCCAGCUCACUGGAAAGAGUUCAAAGACACCAAAGGGCUGUGUGAAAGUGAAGUACAGUCUGGCGGGUCGCCGCUCUAAGAACAAACUGUACUUCAGUCUCAAACCUGCAGGAGACACUGGAUUAACAGUCCACAGGUUGGCUGCUCACACUAUGAUUCGCACUCUGGAGACGAAGGAGAGAGAGGAUGGAGGAGUGAAGGAGAAGGUGGUGGAGCUCAGUGUCCAGUCAGGAGUGAGCAGUUCUUUCACUGCCUUCAUUGCUGUCAACAAAAGCUGUAGUGAAGCGAUUCAAGGACCUCUGGUGCGCAGAGACGUUCCAACACCUGUGAGCUGUGCAAGUUAUAUAUAUCUUGACUAUUGUGACUAUGCUGAACCUGAUGACUACGAUUAUGGGGGAUGCUUGGACAACAGUUACGACUAUUGUGACUAUGCUGAACCUGAUGACUAUGAAAACUCGGCAUGCUUGAACAACAGUGAAGACGAACCCGACUAUGGUGCUGCUCCAUAUGAACUUAAGUGCUACGAGGAGAAAGCCCCUGUGCCCCAGCAGCCUCAUAAAGACCCUCUGCUGCAGCUGAUCUCCCUCCAGAAGGCCUCUGGCUCCUGGCUGCUGGAUCCAGCUCUGGCUGCUGCACUGGGGAAGACCAGAGAGGAGGUGGAAAAGUCAAAACCUGCACAGGUCAAUGAGGAAGUGUGGGCCACCAUCCUGGCUCUGAUCUGGCUUCAUGGUUUCAAGAUGGAUUCAAAGGAAGAGUGGGAGCUUCUGGCUAUGAAGGCUGCGUCAUGGCUCAGUGCUCAGAACGCAGCAUGUGUACCAGAGUGUGUGGAAGCUGGAAAUGCACUGUUGGGUUGCAGCGUGCAGAAAGAUGCUCUGGGGCUCUGAGGGUUUCAUUAAAGUGGCUUCACCUUCAGGACUGUUAGACAGAAGCAGAUCUGCUCCACCAUACAUCCUUUACUUUAUCAUUACACCAUACUAUCUACUCAGUGAUAACUGAAUACAGAUCACUGGUCUUCUGAACUGGCUUAUUUGGGAUAUAUUAUUAGAGAAACAGAAUUUACAGAAACAUCCUUCACUAAGGCUUCACCAACCAAGUUUAAUUAGUACCUUUACUAGAAUAAGCCUCAGUGGUUUAAUUGUAGAUUUCAUACCAGCUCUUUCCAUUCCAUUUCCACAGUAGUAGUAAUUGUUUUAAUUAACACCACAUAACCAUAUUCUUUAAGAAGCAAAGGCCAAUAUCUAUGGAUUCCCUCUCAAGAGAAUAAACUAUAUUAAUCCUGUUCUAUAAUUCUGAAUACCAAGAAAUACUACUGCACACUCCCACGACACACUCUGAAGAUGGGCAACUACCAUGACAGCUGUCUAGUCCUGUUUUUUCCCACUAGAUGGAGAUAAAGGGUUUGUUACUAUCCACAUACAGUAACUCCACAAUUGAGAGUGAACUAUUAAAACCUUUUUAUCACAUGUAACCCUGCACUAGCCAUGCUGUAGUGCAGUGCAACUCUUCUGUGCUGUUUGAUGUGAGCUACGCUGCUACUGAGAUAAACUGUAGUCAAACCAGGGUGCAGCUUGAGAGGUUUUUAGACCAGACUGACCACAUUUAGUUGCAUUAGGUCCAGAGGAGAAAACAGUAAAUCCAAUACUGUCAGUUGUUCUCAUUCAUUUAGGUCUGUGGUCCCCUCUAUUUGUAUCUCACAAAAACUUUUUUUUUCCAGAGGGCGGGGCGAUCCUAUUAAUUUGAGGAAUUAUUUUAAUUCAGUUGCAAUUUAUAUAAAACAGCUGUGUAACACCCACACAUUUAAUAUUAGUUAUUAUUAUUUUUACUAUUUUAAGUACUGCUUUGUUUGCGGUUAUGAUAGCUUCGUUUGUAUGAGGGGGUGUGAGCUUCAACUUCAUAAAUUUCCUUUCUAUCUUUCCGAUCAGAGACUUCGCUGAAAAAACGUAGGUUUAGAUGAUGCCUUCCUUAAAACUCGGAAAAAUCAAAUUCCAACUCGGAAAUUUCCGAGUUCAUAGCGUACACUUUACUGGUUAAUUGAGGAGAAAACAUACGUUUUUUUCUUGUUUGUUUUUUUUUUUUUUUUUUUUUUUAUAUAUUGUCACAGUUUUCUGAACAAUAAAAUAU
Molecule: messenger RNA, 3850 nt
Organism: Mugil cephalus (flathead mullet)
Lineage: Eukaryota; Metazoa; Chordata; Actinopteri; Mugiliformes; Mugilidae
Product: von Willebrand factor A domain-containing protein 5A-like
Exons: 23
Coding region: 226-2613 (795 amino acids)
Source: RefSeq, a predicted model, not a curated record